Molecule: messenger RNA, 1759 nt
Organism: Zonotrichia leucophrys gambelii
Lineage: Eukaryota; Metazoa; Chordata; Aves; Passeriformes; Passerellidae
Product: protein AHNAK2-like
Exons: 8
Coding region: 302-1759 (485 amino acids)
Biological process (GO): regulation of RNA splicing
Cellular component (GO): nucleus; cytoplasm; costamere
Molecular function (GO): protein binding
Source: RefSeq, a predicted model, not a curated record
AUCCUCACUCACCACUCCUCUUCCCUCUCUGCAAUGACCUGAACUCAGCUCUGCAAGCAGUGAGGCAUAAUGCAAUGCAGGGCAGCCCGGAAUAAUCUGGUUGGCAUCCAAGGAUGUAUAUUCACUGAGAGGCUGGGGAGUGUGUCAGCAUUUAGUUGCAGUCUAGCUGCACUUUUCCUGCAGCACAGAAUCACAAAGUCUCCGUCUCCUCCUCUGGAUUGGGACUGAUUCUGCACCGGGAUCCUCUGAAAAGACAAAGUUUUCCUCUCUUGUUAUUGCUGUGCCACCACAAUCUACCAAGAUGUGUGACUGCUUUCAUCUAGUUCUUCCUAACUGGCAAGGAUCUCCAGCCAGUGGUUCUGGACGACAGCUGAGACCGGCCGAGGCCCCAGGAGAUGCUGAUGCUGAUGCAGAUGCAGAUGCAGAGGAGGAAGAUUCUGUUACUGAAGUGGCAGUAGAAGACAUUCGUCCAAGGCCACAAGGAUCCUCUCCAGUUUAUGAGUAUCCCGAAGAAGAAGACUAUUUAAAGCUUCAAGAAGGAAACAAAAAACAUUCUACAGACAAAUCAAAGCAGAGUCAUCCACAGGAGACAAUGGAAGUGACCCUGAAAACAGAAGUGGAAGCUGGAGCUAGUGGUUUUAGUGUGAAAGGUGGAGGAAAUGAAGGAAUAUUUAUUAAAAAAGUACUUAAGGAAUCUCCUGCUUCAAAAAUAUUUAGUCUUAAAGAAGGUGAUCAGCUUCUAAGUGCUACAAUAUUUUUCGAUAACAUCAAAUAUGAAGAUGCACUCAAGAUUCUCCAAUAUUCCGAGCCUUACAGAGUCCAAUUCAGUCUCAAAAGAAAAAUUUCUGUGCACGAAGAUCUGGAACACUCUACAGCCCAGCACAAAAAGGAAAGGAUAGGCCAGGAAAAUGAGCUCAGUGAGAGUAUUCCUGAAGAAACACUGCAAGUUUCAGGAAAAUCCAUUUCAGAAGAAGACAGGGAAACAUUAAUUGUAAGCCAAAGAGUAGGAAGAAGUAAGAGACCGAAAAAAGAUAGAUUAUCAUGGCCAAAAUUUCAGUCAAUCAAAAAUAAAAAGAUAUUGAGGCACAGAAGAUCUCAUAGUACAUCAGAUGCAUAUGAGCCUGCUUUGCAGGAUAUUUCCCCUACAAGCACGGACACAGAGUCUCAAUUUCCACAAGAGGUCCAUACCAAAGAGAAAAAAGGAGGCCAAAGGAAGCUGAAGUUCCCUAGCAUUGGAUUCAGAAUGCACAGGUCCAAACCAGAACCACAAGAGAAGCAAAAAAAAGAAAUAAAAACGACACUGAUCUCUGAAAGAGAAAAAAUGCAUAACUAUGAUAUAAGCUUGGAAAAUCCUGAAAUUUUAACUGUUGAAUACACCACAUCUCCUGCUUAUGAAAUGAAGACAGGGGAGGGACAUGAAACUUUAACAAAAGACUUAAAAGAAAUUAAAAAUGGCAUUCCAUCUCAUGUAAAACAAUGCCCUGAAGUUGAAAUAAGCAUUAAAAAAGACAAGGAAGCAUCAUCAAAAUUUAGUGUACCUGAAGUACCAGACAUAACAACAGAGAUACCAAAACCUAGUUUAGAAACUGGUGAUCUGAAACGUGACCUGCAGGCGCGAGGCAGCCUUAGUCUUGAAGGAGAAGCAAAGUCCCGAGAAGAGGUCACCAAGACCAAGGACGCAAUUCAAGAUGCCCAAGUUCGCAUGCCUUCUUUGGCUGGUCCAGCAGCGAGAGGCCAAGGCACCGUGCCGCCGAGGUGA